CUCGCAGGCGGGUGGCGGCGGCCGUGCUCGCUAGUGAGGGCGGGAGGGAGUGAGUCACUGAGCGUGUGUGAGGGAGGGAAGGAGCGAGCGAGCGAGCAACCCGCGCCGUCCGCCCGCAGCACCAGCCAGGCCCCGCCGCCGCCCCGCGCCCAGGCCGGGCCGAGCCGAACCGAGCUGGGUCGGGCCCGGGCCAUGCUGCUCACGGUGUACUGUGUGCGGAGGGACCUCUCCGAGGUGACCUUUUCCCUCCAGGUCGACGCCGACUUCGAGCUGCACAACUUCCGCGCGCUGUGCGAGCUCGAGUCCGGCAUCCCCGCCGCCGAGAGCCAGAUCGUCUAUGCCGAAAGGCCUCUCACAGACAACCACAGAUCAUUGGCGUCUUACGGCUUGAAAGAUGGGGACGUUGUGAUUUUACGACAGAAGGAGAAUGCAGACCCUCGGCCUUCAGUGCAGUUCCCAACAGACCUACCCCGGAUAGACUUCAGUAGUAUAGCCGUGCCUGGCACAUCGAGCCCCCGGCAGCGCCUGCCUCAAGGAGCACAACAGCCCCACUCAUCUCCUGGAGAAACGACAUCCUCUCCUCAGGGCUUGGACAACCCUGCCCUGCUCCGAGACAUGCUGCUGGCCAACCCACACGAGUUGUCCUUGCUGAAGGAGCGCAACCCGCCGCUGGCGGAGGCGCUGCUCAGUGGAGAUCUUGAGAAAUUUUCCAGGGUUCUAGUAGAGCAGCAGCAGGACCGAGCCCGGAGAGAACAAGAAAGAAUUCGUCUCUUUUCUGCUGACCCCUUUGAUCUUGAAGCUCAGGCAAAGAUAGAAGAAGAUAUAAGGCAACAGAACAUUGAGGAGAACAUGACCAUAGCCAUGGAAGAGGCUCCGGAGAGCUUUGGCCAAGUAGUGAUGCUCUAUAUCAACUGCAAGGUGAACGGACACCCUGUGAAAGCCUUUGUUGACUCAGGUGCCCAGAUGACCAUAAUGAGCCAGGCUUGUGCGGAGAGGUGUAAUAUAAUGAGGCUGGUGGACCGUCGGUGGGCAGGGAUUGCCAAAGGAGUGGGCACCCAGAAGAUUAUUGGAAGGGUACAUCUAGCUCAGGUUCAAAUUGAAGGUGAUUUCCUGGCAUGUUCUUUCUCUAUACUUGAGGAGCAGCCCAUGGACAUGCUUCUGGGACUAGACAUGCUUAAACGGCAUCAGUGUUCCAUUGACCUCAAGAAAAAUGUACUGGUGAUCGGCACCACAGGCUCACAGACCACCUUCCUUCCUGAGGGAGAGUUACCAGAGUGUGCCCGGUUGGCAUAUGGGGCUGGGCGAGAGGAUGUGCGGCCAGAGGAGAUUGCAGACCAGGAAUUAGCAGAAGCCAUUCAAAAAUCAGCAGAAGAUGCAGAGAAAAGUGGUAAAGAAUCUACCUCACUGGGAAUGUCAUCCUUACCAACUUCAGAUGGAUUGAACCAUCCAGCCCCUUCUUCAGGACGGAGUCCUGAGAUUGGCAAUCCUACGAGUCUUGCUCGCUCUGUCUCUGCUUCAGUCUGCCCUACCAAGCCCAGUGACCCAGAUAGCAUCGAACCUAAAGCUGUGAAGGCUUUGAAAGCUUCAGCUGAAUUCCAGAUAAACUCCCAAAAAAGAGAACAUCUUCCUCUGCAAGAUUUUUCUGGUCCUGCUUCCUCUACAGACCAGUGUCCAGCUAUGCCUUUGCAUAAUUCAUCAGAAGAAGCAGUUGUUGCAGAUAAUCUGGAGAAAUCUGCUGAAAGAAGCACCCAGGGCCUCAAAUGUUGUCUCCACACAAGACAGGAAGCUAGUUUAUGUGUCACAGCUACAAGGAUGCAUGAGUCACAGGUGGCUGUAGGUGAAAAGAGUCGGCCUCCAGAAAAUCAGAACCUGAGUCAAGUAAGUGGCUUUCAGCCUCACGAAGAACCAGAGAACGAACCACAUGAAGCUGUACAGCAUGAUGCUCCACAUGACCAAGAACAUCUUUGUGACAUGAGGGACCUUCAUGAACUUCCUGAAGAGAGGCAGCAGGACCAACAAGAAAUAUCUUUGGAAACUACAAUGAAAGGAGAUGGGCUACAGCAGAGUGUGGAUCUUCAAAGUACAAAAGAAAGUUUCCUACUUUCAGGACGCUUUGGCUGCACAGAUUCAGAAACACUUAUGGAAAUAGAUGUAGUCGAACAGUCCCUAGUUGCUGUUCUUAACUCAGCAGGCAGCCCCGAGAGUGUUGGUGCAUGUGACCUCCCUUCAGGUAACCCCCUGAUGGAAGUAGAAACAUCAAAAUGUAACCCCUUGCGGGGAAGUCUCAAUAGUUCUGUUUCCACUCAGGAUUUACAGCCCCCAGAAAGCAGUGCUGAAAGGUCUGGGACAAACAACGAAUGUAGCAGCUACCCCCACUCUGUGGAGUCAGCAGAAGAGUCUUGUUCAUCUGUAACAGCAGCCUUGAAAGAGCUUCAUGAACUUUUAGUCAUUAGUAAUAAGCCAGCUUUUGAGAGUGUGUCUGAAGAAGUUGUCUGUCAAUCAGAAAAAGGAGCCAAAAGCCAAACAGGUAUUAAGGGCUUUUCAGAAAGAUGGACCCAAAAUGAGCAUCUGAGCCACAGUGAACAGUGUUCACAAGUCUCCUUUUAUCAGGCCAGGUCUGUAUCAGCGGAGAUGGAAAACUUGGGCACUGUCCCUGGAACUGGAAUAGAAGGUGUAGGAAAUACUAACUUCAGGGGUCCAGGUGAUAGCCUGUUGGCUGACAAGGAAAGUGUCCCCAAAUCUAAAGAGUCAGGAAGUGAGAGCAGCUGUGUCACUGUACCCUCAGCUGAAUCAUCUAAUCAGUUACACUGUACCUUAGGUGCAGAAAUUUCAUCCAAACUUGUAGCAGGUGAGGAGGAUGCACUCAGUCAGACUUCUGAGCAAACUUCGCCAUCCAGUUUCAUUUUGGUUAAAGACUUGGGUCAGGGCAGACAGAAUCCAGUAACAGCCAGACCUGAAACCAGAGAAAAUGUCUGCCCUGAAGCUGCAAGGCCGUUUCUCGAAUUAGAGCCACUUACCAGCCAUCCAUCAAGUCCCUCCAUUCUUCCACCAUUAGUCUUUCCUGCCACAGAUAUUGACCGGAUUCUCCGCGCCGGCUUUACUCUGCAGGAAGCUCUCGGGGCUCUGCAUCGAGUCGGUGGAAAUGCAGACCUUGCACUUCUUGUUUUGCUAGCAAAGAACAUUGUAGUUCCUACGUAACUAUGGGAAGGUGGGCUAGCCCGUACUCCAUUCCCUUAACCGAAGCUCCCUACACACACACUCACAUCAUAUACACACACACAGUACAUGUAGAGACCUGCAAGCAGAAUGUUGAGCCAGAUUUUUUUUUUAAAGAUUUUUUUCGGCCAAAGUAAUUUAUGAUCUCUUGUCUGAUGAAUUUGUCUAUAUUACUUGUUAAAAUUUGGGCCUUUUUAAAUGUAUUGGCAGAAUGUGCAUACAAAAGCUUUUUAUUCUCUGAAGAUGAUGUAUUCUGGAAUAAAAUGGAGGUUUUGUGUAUAGCAUACCAUUUUAGAAUGAGAGUGAAUGCUUUGAAAAGCAGAAGCCAUGAGAACUCCCACCACCCAGGCAACAGAGACUGCCCGGCUUCAUGCCGCGGCCGUGCUGUAGGCAGGGAUGGCUUGUUGACUCAGUCGUCAGUGUAGAAACUUGACCACACAGUUUGGUGUUUGGAAUCAUACCCAUUGUCUAUGUGUCAUGAUUAACCAAUUGUAAUAGGAAACAAAUAAUUCAGUUAAUUUCCUAGAGCAGUAUGUUUUUAUUUGUGUACUCAGGCUUUGACAUUUUAAUAGGGUGAGCAGAAGGGUUUGAAGCUCAGGCUGCUUUGAGCGUCACAGGCUGCUGCGUGAGUUGCUUGCCAGGUAUCUUAGGACAUUGAAUGGGGUAUGGUGGAGGGAUUAAUGUUAGUGUGAAACACGGUGCUACCCAGAUUUAAAAAGGGAAGGAAGAAAGACCCAAUCGUAGCUCCCUUUGUAAAUGUCAAGGACUGAAUGAAUAGGUAAACACUGGAACUUACUAGAGAUUGGGUUUGUGCGCAUCUCACUGACAUCUCAGCCCUUAAUGACUGAGGAAGAAGGCAGAUUCCACCAACAAGUUGAAUGCCAGCAGCCUACUUCAUUUCUAACCUGUCUUCUAGGAGGUUUAAGAGCUCGCUUUGGACUGUGAUCUGAGCAUAACACUGAAGUGUGAUAGGUACCUUGUCUCUGGUUCAUCUUGGUGCUUAGAAUGGUCAGUCUGUUUGUCCUUCGUGGCAGUGAAAAUAGUAAUUGUAGUUUCUGACCCAAGUGGCCUUGGUAGAGUUUUCCAUCCCUUUCUUUCCUCAGGAGUUUCUUUUUAAGCAAGACUUAUAUUUAUGUUUACCAUGUCAAGUUAGAGUGGGGCAUAAUAUAUAGACGUAUUUAUUGUGGCCUUUUUUAAUAUAAAGACUAGCCCUUGGAAGUCAUUGUCCUGUGGGCCCCACUGUGCAAUAAUCCUAUUGGAUAGGUUUUAGGUAACUUUUCUGGAAAAUAAACUGUUCUCCUUGGACCUAGCAGGAAUCUGAAAUCUUGGUUUUCUUGAAAAGAAUUUUGAGAAUGAUAAUCCCUGACUUCAGGUUAUAGUUUGCAACUUGUUUGAACCAGAAGCUUUCAAAGAGUGAUUUCUGAUCUUCAUGUUAAAUGAUUUUGUCUAAAAUCUCUCUCUGAAAACUCAUUCUUCCCAUCAGAAUUCAAGUCAUUGAGCACAACCAAAAUGGAGGCUCAUAUCUCAGGAGCUUUUGAUUAGAACUUUAAUUUAGGGGUGCUUAGAGGCAUUUCCCGACUCCCCAUCCCAGUUUCUUUUUGCUGUGUUUGUAUGUGUGCUGAGAGAGUUCAGCAGGGGGAUGGCAAGUCACAUACAUGAUCCUUUCUAAAGUGAGCAAAAGGCUGACGGAAAGAGUCAUGGUUCACUGCUUUCCAGAGGGUGCCCUGAACAGCAGGUCAGCCAGUUGCCCUUAGGGUGCUCCUAUCGACAGCCACAUGUUGUGGACCCUUUGCCUGCCCUACACCAAAGAUGGGAGAUGCACUAGGAAACUGCUCAGAGGGUUUGUCGGCUGACUCUUCAAGCUGUGAUUGUACUGAGGAGUUGGUGCUAUGAUUGAGACAAAUUCCAGCAGCAAUGCAGCAGGGCCCCUUGUCUGCUUGAUGGGUAGUGGUUUGGGGGUAUCUCAAGCCUAUAAAUCCUUGGGACCGCAGGGUGUGGGGGGGAAUUUAUUGAUGAUAGUAGACUUCUCUCCAAAGGCCCUCUGGGAAGAUGGGCUCGCAGCUUGCUUGGUGAGCCAUGGCCACUGAGUUUUUACAACAUGGAUAUUUGGGAAUUACUUCCAAGUGGGAUAUGUAAUAUCAGUCUGGAAAAGGAUUUCAUUACAGUAGCUUUUUAUGUAUGUAUAUGUAUAUUUAUUUUUAGGAGAAAAUCAAAUAGACCUGUAGUCAUAUAGUUAUUAGGAGUACUAUAAAUGAGCUUAACCCACUUGCCAAAUAUCCUCGUCCCUUUUGUCAUUUUCUUUCAUAGUUGCUUUUGAUUUUUAAAAUCUUUAUCCAUUUGUCUAAAAAUAAAGUUGACAUUGUUAGGGCCUUCGAGUGACUUCUGGAACAUGCAGAGGGUAUUACGGAACAUUGCACUAGUGAACCUUCAUUGUCCCAUUUUUAUUCAGUGUUUAGCAUUUUAAGAACUCGGAAGUCAGGCACGCGGUGCACAUCUGCAGUCCUAGCAGCUCAGGAGCCUAAGGCAGGAGGAUUGCAAGCUUAAGGCCAGCCUGGGCAACAUAGCAAGUCCCUGUCUCAAAAAGGGCUAGGGAUGUAGCUCAGUAAGGGUGCCCCUGGAUUUAGUCCCUAGUACCGCAAAAAAAAAAAAAAAACAACUCCAGGAAUAUAGAGAUUCUAGAUCGGCUUGUAAGAAUAAGAUGAAAUCAUUGGGCUGGACAUGGUGGCGCUUGCCUGCAGUCCCAGCAACUCAGGAAGCUGAGAUACAAGGAUUGCAAGUUCAAGGCUAGCCUCAGCAACUUAGCAAAGCCCUAAACAACUUAGUGAGACCGUCUGAAAAAAUUAAAAAGGGCUGGGGUGUGGCUCAGUGGUUAAGUGACCCUGGGUUCAAUCCCUGGUACAAAAAAAAAAAAAAAUUCCUUAUUGGCCCUCUGGUCAACAGCUGACCUAACAGCCAUAAGAAGCAGUGGGUAGCUCCUUUACAUGACUGACAGUGCUCAAUUCUGUGGCCAAUACUUAUCUCCAAUGGUGGUCUCUUCACCAAAGAGCAGAGGGUUUUCCUGUAAAACUUGGCUAUUUCUUGGGUUCCUGUGUGGAAGGUGCAUUUGGUAACCUGACAGCUCUUCCUUGGGCUCUUCAGCAGUACGAACUGUUUCCACUUGUGCCUGUUCAGGCCUCAGCCACCCAGGAACCUUCAGCCUGCAGCGUAGGUUUUAGCCAGUGACAGGUCACCAGUUGCUUGGUCAAGCAAGCUGCACAGAUGGUGAGCGCGUGGAACUCCCGCCAGGGGCUGUGGGUGGCUUAGUGGAGAAGCACUUGCCUGGCACCUGUGAGGCCCUGGGUUCCACCCCAGCAAAAAAGGUCACUUUUCUAUCUUGCAGCCUUGUGGCUGCAGGCUCCUAGUCCCCACAUUUUCUCCCAAAGCAUUUCUCUAGCAGGGGGGUGCCUAGGAAGGACACAUGAGACUGAUUUCAAUAUUUCCAGUUCCUGUGAGAGCUGUCUGUUCUUCCCUCACCAGUUUUCUCGCCUCUAGCAGAAGCCAUAGAAAUUUAGUUGGUUUGACUUUUCAGCUCAUGUCUAUAAAUACAUGUGUCAGCUAUCAUACGUACAGUGAUUGACAGAUGUCUUACAGUUGAUUUUACAUAGAUUAAAAACAAGCAAUUUUGAUAUCUAGACGCAUUCUUCACUUAUGGUGGCUUUUGCCCACCAUCUGUAUAAUAAACUGCCUUGUAAGCAACCAGCCUGGAGAGUCACACUGUAUUCUGAAUGCUUUUUCCUGUAGCUGCCAUGGUCCGGGGUGAGCAGGGUGACUGUGCAGCUCAGAUUUCCAACCAGGGGCAAGCACCAUUGGCAGCUAACCAGGCUGGGAGCGUGGCUUAGCGGCAGUGCACAUGAGGCCCUGGGUUCAAUCCCCAGCACCAAAAAAUACAAGCAUAUAAAUAAGGAAUGCCAGCUGGAAUGAGCAUUCUCUAGCACAAAUGCCAAAAGCCAAAAUUUCUCAUUUGAGAUUGGUGACAGUGUGGUCUGCGGCUGAAAUAGAAAUACAGUUAUCACAAGUUUUCAUCCUAGAAGAUGAACGUACUUCUUACUGGUCUAUAAAAGAGAAAUGGCUUUGUUCCCCUGAGAAUAAUGCCAAUAUCUCUUAACAAAGUCAACUCAAAACCUGUCGUUGAGAAUUAGAGGUGAAGUCUAGGUUCAAGUUUUAUACUCUGUAGAGUGUCCUAGGAGCUCAUGGAAUAAACUGAAGAACUUAGGGCGGCCUUUUGAUGUACUUGCUUUUCCUUUGUGCCUUAGUUUCUCAAAAUAGCAGCAGUAUCAAGUUUUGGUGGGGAAUAAAAGUGGGAAUAUCACAGAAAUCCAAUGUUUUGAAAGAAGCCCUCCUGGGGAUGGAGGGCACAAUGUGGUUUUCUGGCUCACCGUCAUCAUUGGGUUUCCUGGAUAGGAGGGUUGCUACGUAGGUUUUUACAUCAGGCAUACCAAAAGCACUUCCUAGAAGUUUUUUUGUUGUACCAUCAAAUCAUACAUGUUGGAAAGGUAGUUGGCUACUCCCUUCAAGCCUAUGCAAUCAGGUUGAACAAGAAUUUAUUGCUACUUCUUGAUUCAUCAAACACCAAAUGCCCACAUGCCAGGCACUGAUGAACUUGGGUGACUAAAACAGAUGGGAAUACCCUGCCCUUGUGAAGCUUUUGGUAGGGAGACACGAAGCAAAUUUUAGCUUCAAAAGCAAGACGUAUUUUUUGUUUAAUAGCAUGCUUUUUUAUUUUAAAAGUCAGCGGGUUCCAAUUCAGUCAACUGAGGGGAAAGCUCAUAGUGGAAUCAGAUGCUGUGAACCUAGAAUUACUCUUUAAAUUUUUAUGUUAAGAGCAAAAUCAGGAAGAAAAAAGGUGACAUCUGUUAGAAGUGCCUGAAGAGGUCACCUAUUGAGAAGUCAGGUUAGCAUGCUGAAGGUAGGUGGGCAGGACUGAAGUCAGUUUGUGAAAGGUGACCCUGCGUGUGCACCUCUUCUGCCCAGACCUCCUUUCAUGCCGCAGUGCCCUCCCACACCCCUUGAGUGGGGCUGCUCUGGAGUACUGACCAUCUGGGCUCCCAGGAGUGAGCACAGUGCUAUUUUAAAGCAGCCAAGUGCCACAUGUGAAAAUGGGAAUCUAGAACAGAAAGUGUAGCAAAUGAUGGUUUGGGACCGGGUGGCAGGGAGGAUUAAUAUACAGAAGGAUUCGGGACCGCUCCAUCAAAGAGACAUUCUCUAACCCAGUAUUUAAAAUGUCACAAUAUAUGUUGUCCUGAAGCAUAGAGGUAGAAUUUCUGAAUCUUAAGCUCUUGGUGACUUCUGAGGUUUACAGCUAGGAAACAUUCCCAAGGGUUUAUUGGUUACCAAUCCAGAUCCUCGAGCUAUACAACAGGAGAGGGUCCCGCUAAUAAGUUUUAGGACACCAUCUUAUGGAAGGAACCCUGUCAAGGAGAUGGCCCUGGGCGUAAGCAUUAGAGAAUGUUUCUUCUACCUAAAGAAGUUACUGUGUAGAUGAUGGGGAGGUGGUACAGAACACUAGAUGAGGAGCCGUUCACAGAACUGUUUCUCUAAACCAUGCAAAGGUUUUCCUUAGCUACAUACAGGGAGGAACUGUGCUGGGGCAUUUUUUUUCCUGGGAAAAUGCAUCUAACGGAGAUGAUUUUCUUUACAAGAGUUUGUUUUACCUUGAAGGAACACAUCUGUAGCCUACAGGGUGGACCUGCAUUUCAUGCCAGAGCUAGUCAGAUUGAUUUGUCCACUCCUUAGCCAGACCACUUACUCCUUCCUUAAAGCCCCACAGAUUUUGAGUUUAUGUUCCCCAUCCCAAACAUGACCAUCUGACUGCGUAGAUUUCUGUUCUCACUGCCCUGAUCAUCCUUUUGAGAUAAUCCUGGUGAUCCACACAGCAACUCAACACGUUGACUGAAUUUGCCUUGUCACUGUGUACCUAUCAUGAAAAAUAAUUUCUAUGUUUUUAUUCCAAAUCUCGUCUUCGUGGCAAGUUGGGCUAAUGGUCUUUGCACUCAAGAAGGAGUCGUUUACCAGUUUUAUAGCCAUAUUUGGCAAGCUGUAGUAAAAUGAAAACCCUUCUUUUCUUUCCCUUAUUCUUGCAGUUGCUCAUAUAUUGCAAGAUAUUUUGACUUUUCUUUGAGCUUUGAGACUACUGCAUCUUAAGAACUAGGCUGGCAAGACAGGUUGCCAGUGGCUCACUCACUCCCAAAUGCUUUGGUUUUGAGAGUUAGGAAAACUCUUGAGAACUUAAGGGAACCAAACUCAGGAAUCCCAAAGUCGGUUGCGUUGUGCCAUUUAGGGUUUAGGGCUGAACAUAGGAUCUGUCUGCAGCUGAGCAAAAUAGAUGCCUUUGAGUUUGAAUUUUUGUCACAUACUGAAAUGUAAGUCAGCCCUAAAUGAUCAAAACACUUUAUUUUCUUUUUUAAUAGGAACUUUCUGAAGAAAAAAGUGGUGUGUAAAAACAUUUGAUAUUUAAGACAAUAAAGUUUUUAUCAUAA
Marmota monax (woodchuck) is the source of this 9731-nucleotide messenger RNA. It is a transcript of the gene Ddi2, whose product is annotated as DNA damage inducible 1 homolog 2. The coding region runs from base 193 to 3198 and encodes 1001 amino acids. The transcript has 9 exons. NCBI's taxonomy places the organism in Eukaryota, Metazoa, Chordata, Mammalia, Rodentia, Sciuridae. Gene Ontology annotation, molecular function: aspartic-type endopeptidase activity; protein binding. The record is from RefSeq and is a predicted model, not a curated record. Gene Ontology annotation, biological process: proteolysis.